This is a messenger RNA of Dendronephthya gigantea, 912 nucleotides long. RefSeq names its product dnaJ homolog subfamily C member 4-like. The transcript has 9 exons. Bases 180 to 845 code for a protein of 221 amino acids. The record is from RefSeq and is a predicted model, not a curated record. Lineage: Eukaryota; Metazoa; Cnidaria; Anthozoa; Malacalcyonacea; Nephtheidae.
AUCUGUUUAUGUCUGACCAAGUCUGAUCAAAACAAAAACAAAGGAUAUAAACCUCUAAUUUUUUGUAUUUUUUGGCCUUGUUUCAAGAUAUUUUACCAUUCCUACUGCAGAUAGUAUCUCAAGCUCGCCUUGGUGUGCAUCAAUGGGUUAAUUUUAGCGUUUUAACAUGUUGAUAAACAAUGAAAGUUGUGACAAGACUUAAAUACAGAUGUCCGCGAUUAUCUUGGUAUUCAAUAGCAGUGCUCGGGAGAUUUCUGAGUGCACAGUGUCAUUACCAAGUACUAGAUGUGCCUAAAUCUGCAUCGCAGGAAGAGAUCAAGAAAGCAUUUUUUGAGAAAUCUAAGAAGUUUCAUCCAGAUGUCAGUCCAGGAAAUCCACAUCAUCAUAACAUAUUUGUCAAGCUAAACAACGCCUACAGUAUUCUUGGGGACAAAUCCAAAAGAAAGGAUUAUGAUCGAAGUUUAUUACCAAAACAGAAGAUUUAUAGUAAUCAGAGUACUGGUAGUGAAAGUUUGCAUCGAUACAGAGAUGGUUCUUUUUACUAUGCUGGAGAUUUUAGACAUGAUUUUUCCAACAAUGCCAAGUACUCUGCAAGUGAACGACCAAAGAAUUAUAAAGUAGCCCUGGGAAUAAUUAUAUUGAUGACCACUGGUGUGGCUGUUCGUUUAAUGUGGAUUUGGUAUAGACACAAGCAAUAUAAGAAACAGUUGGAUAUUAACAGUAUGAAGGCUAGUAAAUUAUACCAAGAAUCAAGGGAAAGAUCCAGUAAAUACACCAUGAAGGAACAGAUGGAAAGACUAAUGGAGAAACAAGGCAAACUUACUGCAAGAGAUCGCGACAUUUAAAAAAUUGUCCAGAAUAUCUUGACAAUUCAAAUAUUGUAAAUAAAAAAAAUACUUUUUAUGUGUGGAA